CUUCUGCGACUACGAUUUUGGAGAAAACUACUUGGCAUGCACCAAUCGGCAACCAUAGAUGACUUGGAGAUUUUGUACAAAAGUGAAAACUUUAUUGUUAUUAGCAAACAUUACGAUGUUAAAAUCAGCAGCAACGAUGACAGCGAUGAAGUGACUGCCUCUAAACAACUUGCAAAGAGGUUCCCACAUUUAGUAGAUACACAGAUUGAGCAUAAUUUCAGAUUUGUUCAUCGUCUUGACUAUUCCACAAGUGGUGCCAUAGCUAUUGCGCUUAACAGACAAGCUGCAGCUGAUGCAAUGUCAAAGUUCAGCAAACACCUUGUCCUCAAGGAGUACUUAGCAUUGGUCAGGGGGCACGUAAAAGAUAAUCACAUGAUAAUUACUACGGCAAUAUGUCCUGAAUCCAAAGAUGGCUGCAUGCACAUGAUGAAAAUCGCUGAUGAGGAAGAUGAAACCAGACAAGGGAUUAAGGUGAAAUCGGCAAAGACAGAGUUGUCCGUCCUUCAGCAUGGAUACUAUGAUGGUGAUCCAGCGACAAAGAUAAGAUUAAUACCAUUUACUGGCAGGCGACAUCAGCUUCGGGUCCACUGUGAUAGUAUCGGCCACACCAUCGUCGGUGAUUAUACCUACAGCAAUCGAAGGGACGUCAAACCUUAUCGUAUGAUGCUGCAUUCUCAAAAGCUUAUGCUCCCAACAGACCUUGAAAAAAUAUCAGUUGAUGCAUUUGACCCGUUUGUUACGGAAAUCGAUGAAAAGUGGAAACCAUUUUGAUAUCAACCUAUCAAGUAUAAAUCAUUAUAAUUAUUCGGUAUGAAGAGCAAACCAGGCACGCACAAAUCCAUCUCUGUUCUACAUGAGCACCUGUCCUCUCAAUGUUAUCUGCUCAUUGUCAUUGACAGUCUACGAAAAUUGUCGUUAAAAGUAUUAUGCAACGUGUUGCAACGCAUUGUGUCCCCGGAUUUUUGCCCCACUGAGGAAUGAGACCAAACAAAGGAAGGCUUCCUGUAGGGUCAUCAAGUAUUCAAGUACUGUACUGUAUAAGUUUAUUCAAAUUCAGACAUCAAAUAAAAUAGUAAAAUCAAAUAACAUAGCAAAAUUGAAGAACAAAGAUGAUGAAUUGAAAUGAAAAGGAGACAUUAAAAAACAAGCAUAGCUUUUUCCCAUGAAGCCCCAUACAAAAGUGAAAAAGAUCGACCUAAUUUGACUACAGGUAAAAACUAUACCUUGCUGAACGCCAUUCCGGUAUUUCUACAAUAAGAUUGUCGGGGUCAUAAUGUCUUUAAAGGCAGAAAUUGUUAAAGGUUGCCAGAAUCAGAGAAUGGAUUGAACAUGGGGAUAGUGUUUUAAAGUCUAUUCUUGCAAAAACAUGGACAAUAAUAAUUUUAUUGACUGUAUCUGUACCAGACAUGUCUAUUAGUUUGUCUCAUGUCAGCGCUGCUGUGAAGCAGUGGAAAUUGACAACUGAGGGGCUAGAUGUAAACAAACCCCACUGGACCCCAGCAUACGAGCCGGACAUCUGUUAAAAACCCCAGUAUGUGGAGGGCAUCAGGGUUCAACAGCAUAGCUCCAAUACCAAAUUAAUGACUAUAUUUUUGGUUAUAAUAAUAAUAACAAAACAACAACAACUUCUUAAUUAUUAGUAACUAAAGUGCAAUAGUAUUUAAUGUACAGCAGAACCCACUCCUUUGGGACACCUCUAUUAAAGGGACAAUUUUUGGCCACAAAUUGAGGGAAAGAAUAUCUUUUAACACUACGGUCGGAAUCCUAUUUAAGGGACACUUUAAUAGGGGUUCUGCUGUGUCUUUAAUACAAGACACUCUGAGUUAAUGUCUCAGCACCUUUGGGUAUUGCUUUGAAAGGAUCCUUGCACUAUAGAGUACAAAUUGUUAACAUUGAUUGAUUAAUUGAUUGAUUGAUUGAUUGAUUGAUACAAGUCAAUCUAUUGUAUGUAAAUGACAUUUUAAUAAAUUUAUUUUAUUUAAAUUUCUGCAUUUUCUGGUAUGUGUAUAACCUAGCAGUUUUGGCGUAAUUAGUUGAUAAUCCUGCGAUUGAUGAAUGUACAUAGGUAAAUAAAAAUCGCAAGUGAAAA
This is a messenger RNA of Anneissia japonica, 2089 nucleotides long. Its product is annotated as RNA pseudouridylate synthase domain-containing protein 1-like. Gene Ontology annotation, molecular function: RNA binding; pseudouridine synthase activity. The record is from RefSeq and is a predicted model, not a curated record. Gene Ontology annotation, biological process: pseudouridine synthesis. Lineage: Eukaryota; Metazoa; Echinodermata; Crinoidea; Comatulida; Comatulidae.